Mercenaria mercenaria is the source of this 5651-nucleotide messenger RNA. Its product is annotated as EF-hand calcium-binding domain-containing protein 4B-like. The record is from RefSeq and is a predicted model, not a curated record. NCBI's taxonomy places the organism in Eukaryota, Metazoa, Mollusca, Bivalvia, Venerida, Veneridae. The coding region runs from base 1150 to 3318 and encodes 722 amino acids. Gene Ontology annotation, molecular function: GTPase activity; GTP binding; calcium ion binding. The transcript is spliced from 20 exons.
AUAUUACAAGUUCUAUACAAAUAUUAGCAUAUUACACCAUAUAUUUUGUGUUAAAGUUGGACAUAAAACAAUUACCAAAGAUUAUUUUUAUAUGCUAACGUUUUUCAUAUUUAGCCUGAGAGUUAGUGAAGUGAUUCGCAGGAUUUAUUAAAAUGGACUAAAACGUGGAAUAAUUUUAUUAUAACCUAAGUUAUAUGCUAUGAUUUUUGUUGAGUCCGCUUGCGGAUGUGAAGACAUAUGGCUGUUUGGUGUAUGUUUGUGCGUGCGUCAGUGCGUGCGUCCAAGCGUCUGUCUUGAUUUGUCUGUUCGGACCAUAACUUUGACAUGCAUGGAGCAAUCUUGUUUAUAUUUGGCAUGAAUGUUAACGUCAGUGAGACGGAGUGAAAAUGCACAAAUCCCAGGUUCCUAUCUCAAAGGUCAAGGUCACAGUCACAGUUUGAGGUCAAAGGUCAUGUCAGAUUUUGUCCAGCCUGAUCCAUAUUUGACAUGAAUGUUUUACUCAAUAAGACGGACUCUUAUCUCAAAGGUCAAGGUCACAAUUAUGGCUCAAAGGGUGGGCUUGUUGGCAUCCAGAUUAUAUGUUUAGCCAGAAAGUAAUGGAUUUAGAGGACUAAAACAUGGAAUUACGGUACUUAAACAUAGCCUAGUUUACCGGGCAUUUGCUAAGAUAAUUGUUAUACAGUCAAACCUGUCUAUAAAGACCACCCUUGGGAAAACCAAAAUGUGGUCUUUAUCGGGAGGUGGUCUUUAUUCACAGGUUAAAAUACACUGUAAAUGUUAAAAAGGGAAACAAAGCAUGUGGUCUUUAGAGCCAGGUGGUCUCUGUUCAGAGGUGAUUUGAACACAGGUUUGACUGUAUUUAGCCUGAGAGUAUUAAAAUAAAGUUAAAAAGUCUAAUACUAUGUACUGUGUUAUUUUUAAUAUAUAGCCUGAGAGUAAAUGAAGUGUUUCACUGGAGUUGAAAGAAUGAUUUAAAUAUAGCCUAAAGCUAGUAUAUACUCAAUUCAUUAUAUAUGCUAGGUGGACAAGUGUAUUGGAUAAAUAUUCAAAUAAAAGGAUUUUAAAACUGUUGAUAUUAGAUAAAACACUUGAAUUUUAAAUAAGUGAAAUUUAAAACUUGAUAUAAAUUAUGCUGAGAUAAAACAAUUGAUGUCUACCUGGUUUGAUCUUGGUGGAAGUAUUGCCAGUACAAAUUCAGGACUUUUUCAGGAUUUUUAUAUGAGCAGUUUUCUUGGUAUAAAAAGCACAGAGCAGCCAGCAGAUAUGGAGAUGAGUAAAACUUACACGGACGAACACGAUAUAGACCCUGCUGAGGAGGAACAGACGUUCAAACAAAUGAUGAAAAAUGUUGGCGCAACCAAUCUCUUUGAUGACGAGUCGACUAUACAAGGUCUGUGGUGCCGGCUGAAGAGGGAUGACCCUGAUAUGGCUACUCACUUUGAGGACUUUGUCUACCGUGUGUCUAAUGAAAUAAAGAAAUCUAAAGUGGACUUUGAUACACUCGAAGGAGCAUUGAGAAGCAGGACAACAGCACACGACGAGGAAGUAAGGAAACUGUAUGAGGAAAUGGAGGUUCAGAUUAAACAGGAGAAAGAAAAAAUUCUAAAUGAGGAGAAAGCCAAAGAACGUCAGCUAAGGGAGGCAAUGGAAAAUGAGAUUUAUGAGAAGGACAAACAGUUACAGGAACUCAUGGCGAAGCAUGCUGAGAUGGAGGAGAAGUUAGGGUAUUUGAACACUAUAGAAACAGAGACCAAAAUAGAAAAUGAGAAACUUGCAAAGGAUAAGGAUGAACUGGAAGACAUGUUGAUGAAGUCACAGAGCAGGCUGGAGGAGUCACAAUCUUACAUCAGCCAGCUACAACAACAACAGAAAGAUGAUAAAAGAGAAAGAGCAAAGGCUGCUAUACAGUUGUCUGAGGGCAUAGCUGUAGAAAGAGAGACCCUAGUCAAACAGCUGGAUAUGCUAAAAAACAUGAACAGAAAACUUCAGGAUGAGAAAGAUGAAGCUGACUUAAGGCGGGACACAUCCUUCCAUAACACAAGUUUGGAACAAGAGAUGGAGGAACCAAGCACACGGAGGGAAAGCCCGAGGCGUGGCAACCUUGAGAGGCAGGGGUCAACACUCGGAAAAUAUUUCAAUACAAAAAGAAUUCCAAAACUAUCUUCAUGCUCAGAGUCUAUCACAGAAGAAGGCGUAGAGAAAGACGAAUCGGGCGGACUGACGGACAUUGACGACGGAAUUGAAUGUGACGACGACAUUUACAUAGAUGGACAAGCACCUGCAUUUAUACAUCAUAGCGUAGAUAGUAUUCACCACAGUAGAACAGUUCCACAAUCACCAUGGCAACAGAGAAUGGGAAAACCAGCAGACGCAGCAGAUAGUGGCCUUGACAGUGUAGAUGGAAGUUCUACAGAGCCUGUUAAAAAUAGUGAAAGGUCUACAGCAGCAACAAAGGAACUAUCUAAAUAUAGUUCCACAGAACCUCCUAGAUAUGGUGAAAACGCCAUGGUGCCACAAAAAGAGCAUGUUAGAAAUAGUGAAAGGUCCACAGCAGUACCAGAGGAACUACUAGUAUCUAGAUAUAGUUCCACAGAACCGCUUAGAUAUGGUGAAACAUCAACGGUGACACAAAAAGAUAGUCCAAGUUCAUUUUCUCCAAACUCCCAAAGAGUGCAGCCGGUCGGUGCAGAUGAACUUACAGAUUCUGGAAUACAGACUGGUACCGAGUCUACACCACUACAGAGAGUGUUCAAAGUUGUGUUUGUCGGCGACUCGGGUGUCGGAAAAUCCAGCUUUAUACAUAGAUUCUGUAAAAGCUAUUUCAAGGCAUCAUAUGCAGCCACUAUUGGUGUAGAUUUUCAAAUAAAGAACCUGCCAAUCGAGAAUCAGAUCAUUGUUUUACAGUUAUGGGAUACAGCUGGUCAAGAAAGGUUCCGUAGUAUAACCAAACAGUACUUCAGAAAAGCAGAUGGAGUUGUGGUGAUGUACGAUGUUACCUCGGAAACGUCCUUUACCAAUGUGAGAAACUGGAUGACCAGUGUUCAGGAUGGUGCAAGUGAUGAUGCGGUUCUUGUGUUGCUAGGCAACAAAAACGAUCUACCAGAAGAUGAUGAUACAAAAGCUGUCAAAAUGAAAGAUGGAUCUCGACUGGCUGAUGAAUAUGGUACAUUGUUUUAUGAGACAAGCGCUCUUAGUGGGGAAAAUGUUAACAAUGCAAUGGAAGCCCUUGCAAGGGUAUUAAAGGAGAAAGAAGACAAAGAGAUAGAGAAAUCCUUCCGUCUUGAGGAUGAACCGAAAAAGAAAGGCUGCUGCAGUUGAUCCUAGUUUUCCUAAUCUCUGUUGACAGAUCAACACUGCCAAAUUUCACAUUUCGAGUGUUCAACGCAAUAAGGGCGUAUCUACAUAUGAUUAUUAUAUGUAGAUACGCCCUUAUUGCGUUGAACCCUCGAUUUGAUACAUGAUAUGUAUUGCUUUAAUUUCAAGAUAGAUAAUGAUGUUCACCAAGAUUUGCUCAUUUUGUCUUUUAACUUACUUUUAAAUUAGCUCAUAAAAUUAUGCAAGAUUUAACUUACUUUUAAGUAAGGUCAUAUGCAAGAUUUGGGUUACUUUUUAGUUAGGUCAUAUGCAAGAUUUAACUUACUUUUAAAUUAGCUCAGAUGCAAGAUUUGAGUUAUUUUUUAGUUAGGUCAUAUGCAAGAUUUAACUUACUUUUAAAUUAGCUCAGAUGCAAGAUUUGACUUACUUUUAAGUAAGGUCAUAUGCAAGAUUUAAGUUGCUUUGAAUAAGCUCUGAUGCAAGAUUUAACUUGCUUUCAAAUUAGGUCAGAUGCAAGAUUUAAUGUACUUUUAAAUUAGCUCAGAUGCUUUUAAAUAAGCUUAGAUUCAAGAAUUUUGAAAAACAAAAGAGUAAAAGCACUUGAUACUACAGAAUAAUACUGUUAAUUUUUUUUUAAUGUAGCAGUUAUGUAUUUUACUAUUCCAAUGAAUUGCUUGCAUUUGCAAUAAUGAUUGUAAUGUUAGUAAUAUUUUUCUAUUUUGAGUAUAAGAAAUUAAGCUUUAUAUCCUUAUUGACUGUUUUCACUUCGGUAAAAAGUCCCAUAUAUCAAUACAACUAUAGAACCAUUCACUAAUAUUGUACUUACAUGAAAUUCAGUGCAUAUAUUUGGCCUUGAAAGCAGCUAAAUACAGUAUAGAUUUUGCAUGGCUUUAUUGUACAGAACAAUGGCAUAUAUUUCCAAGUGACAUCAUUUCAAAUACAUGAAAUUGUCAGCUAUGAUAAUUUGUUAUAGGUUAAAUGCAAGGUAGUGAAUAACAAAUAGCAUAGUUUGCAAACUAAUAUAAAUGCAAAGGUGUUCUGAAUUUGUGCAAUAUUUCAUAGUUUGCUUUUACAUUUUCUUGUAUAUAUACUUUUUACAUUAAAGCUACAUUGAUUAAUGCUGAAAAUUAUUGUAAAAUUUUCAGCUUUGUUAUUAUGACCUCUUUCAAAUAAAAGGGGUUAUAUUGUUCUGUCAAUGUAGGUUCGUCAGUCCGUCUAUAGACAAUUUGUUUUCUGCUGAGUAACUAGGGAACACUUCGGACUACAUUGUUUAGUCUUCAUAGGAUGAUUGCCUGGGGUCAGUUGAUGGGAGUCAGUAGUUUAAAGGUCAAGGUCACAGUAACCUUUAGACUGAAAAACAAUUCCUGUUUUAUAACUGGGGAAGGCUUAUGGCUACAAAAGUCGAACUUCAUAUAAGAUCAGUGUUAUUGAAUAGAAGAUGACCACAUUCUUUUUUAGUUGAUAUCUAUAUAGUUUAAUGGUUUACGUCUGAAUUUAGUUAAAUUUGCAAUGUUAUCAAUUUUGAUUCCAAAUAACUUCCCUAAAACUUAUGCAUACUUGCACAAGUAUGAACAAGUAUCAUAACCCUGUUCUAUUCAACAUUUCUUGUAUUAUUUAUGUCCAAACAAUGAUAAAGUUGUUAUUUUUCUCUUAAAGAGGUUUUGUGAAGUCCUUUCUAAAUACAUGUACAUAGAGUCAUGUUAUUUUUUUUUUUUUGUAAAUUGUAUUGUUUUAAUUGAGUUGUGUUAAACAAGAUUGAAGUUGGGGAACAGCUUUCUCAAAAUUGUGUUGCUUGGUGUUACUGCCUGGCCGCAAAACAGUUUCAAAUGCAGACCCCCAUGUAUUUCUUUUCUAAUGAAUACUGGUCUAGAUUUGUUGAGAAAAAGUUUAAACAUUUACAGAUUUGAAACUGAAAUGAAUUAAAUUUUGUAGAUUGGAAGAGUAAGUUAUUUUUUUUUUAUGUAAUUAAGUUUUUAAGGUUGUGUCCCCUUGUUUUUAUUCCAGUUUGCUACAAUGACUCUGGACUGAAAACGUUAUGCAUGUUGGUUUUACUUUGCCUUUGAGUUGAUAUGUACAAGUUCUACAUUGUGAAUCAGAUUUGCUUUAAUUUAAAUGAUAUUGCUUUAAGUAGUUUUAAACGAUUUUACACAAUGAUUUGUCUCUGUAUGGAAAAGUUAUAUUUGUCAUGUGUAAAGUUGAAUGAAAUGUUCUAGUUAUGUUAUGAGUUGAUGAAUGUGAUCUCGUUAAGCUGUGUCUUCCAAAGUUUUAUUUUUACGUAAUACGAAUUAUUUUAUUUGUGCAUGUUCACAAACUAGCCAAUUAAAUUUUGAACAACU